AAAUUAACUUGUUUGUUUUUAUUACUUUUAUUACUUUGAAAACAUAAUUAUCAGAGUUCCGGUAUGAUUGCAAGUCCUCGCCGCUUUACCUGCAGGUACAAGUUUUCUGCUUUUCCCCAGGCCGACGUUGGAAGAUAAAAGUCCAGCCCAUUGAUGGCAGCCUGUAUGCUGUGUCGGCGGGUUCCCAGACUGCAAUACCUUCCAGGCUGUAGAAAAGGUUUUGCCCAGGCUCAGUACUUACACAUCAAAUCAAAGUGUGAGACUGAUGAUCAGGAAGAAAAGAAAAGGGUUUCUCAACAACAGGAAUUCUCCCAAGGAUACAGACUUCGUUACAAUCCAUCGUCAUAUUAUCACUCUGUAUGUAACUCUGCAAAUUUGUGCAGCCAAACAGAUGAUGAAGAUAAACAGCUUUUCUCUCCUCAUGCACCCUCAUUCUGGCAACAGAGCAAUCACUACAGUGUAAGUUGCUCACGUCAUCUCUCAAGCUCAAAGAACAGACUUCUUGACUUAUCCUUUAACAAGGUCCCUGAACCUGAGAGGCCAACUGUGUCACUUUACCAGAGGACACCAGUUCCACCAGAUGUUAAAGUAGACUCACGUGCCUUCCUUAAAUGCCGACCAGAGUAUGCUUCUGUGGCCCUUGACCUCACCCAGCGGCCUCAGCCAAUUGAAUGGGUAGAGGUGUUGCCAAUACUUCAAAAAGUAACUAUUUUCAAGGAUAGGAUGAAGCCGUCUGAUGUCUCCCAGUUUCUCAUGGAGCUCAGCAAACUGCACCCAGACAAGGUGCCGCUAGUGAGAAGUGACCAACGGUUCAUCAUGCUUCUCCGAUAUUCUGUGGAAAACCUUCGCCUCUUUUCUCACCUUCAACUUCUGGAGGUUCUGGAGUCAUUUGUGUGGCUGGACAUGCCCUCUUCCCACACUGUGCUCGAGGUGUAUGAGGCCGAGCUGAGCCAUCGAGCUAAUGAGAUGACUUUACAUCAGUUGUUGUUAGCUGCUGAUUUGUGGCGCUGUAUUGGGAAGCAGGUACCACAGUUCUUGCAAAACCUUUAUGACCAUGUCUACCUGUAUCUGGGGCAGAUUGGAGUCUCUGAGCUGGUGCAGCUAUUGUAUAUAAUGGGAGAAGGUAGGUUCUGCCCAAAAGACCUGAUCCAUCCUUUAGAGCAACUUCUCAUGCGUCACUUAAAAUGGCUGCACCCCGAGGAGGUUGGCACUGUAUGCCUGGGGCUGUUUAAAUCCCAAACUUCAAUAUCUGAGGGUGCAGUGACUCAUGUGGUUGACAGAGCGCUCUCUUUAGUUACAGAGAUGAGUGACUUUGCAAUGGUGAAUGUGUUGAAAUAUUUGCGGUUCAGUUAUCUUUUUCACAGGGGAUGGCUGGAAGCUAUGGCACAGGAAGUUCCUCAAAGGGCCCACAGGAUGGGUGUCAAAGGGCUGAUGCAUGUGGUAUUGACUUGUUCAGCUCUUCAUUACCGCAACGACAGCAUCCUUGUUGCUGUCGCUGAGAGGGUUCCCUCGCUAGUGCCACACUGUAGGAGUAAAGACGCAAGCAAACUCCUGUGGGCCUAUGGCUCCUUAGGGUUUUCACCAGUUCAGAGUCCAAGUUUCUAUCUAAGCCUCACAGAAGCCCUGAGACAGAAGAAGGCUGAGUUUCAGCGAUUUCCAGAGCACUUGCUUACUGGCCUUCUAGGCUUGGUCUUCGUCUCUCAGUUCCCAGAGGACCUUCUUGCAUUAGCCUUGAGCCCUGACUUUGUCAAUCUUGCGCUGAAAUGCACGCAACUUGAUCUUAAAAGAGACUUGCUCACUUUGGAUGGAGCAGUUGCUCUGGAGUUGCCUCAGUGGACUGGCCCACGGUUAAGCUGUGAACUGAGGCAAGAGGCAACAGAAAUGCUCUGGAAGUUUGCACAGUCAGAUAUGUGCCAGAAACUCGAGGUUGUGGAGGCAGAAUCUGCUUUACGAGAUUUGCUUGGAGGAGAGAAGUUUGUACGUAAGAGAAUGAUCCUGCCUCACACACGCACCAUCGACCUAGAAGUACAUCUGGACUCCGCUGGACAGCCCAUACCUGUGAACCUACCAUCUCUAGAACAGAGUCCAACCAUAACUCCUUCUCAUCAGGGCUGGGAAAAAUUAAAUACAGGAGUGACUAUUACUGAUGAACUUUUAGCACAGUUAAUAAAUACCAAAGGCAGCACAGAUUUGCCUCUGAGAGGUAAGCCCACAUCCUUGCACAGACUGCGCCCCGAUGAAAGUGAAAGACUAUUUGACUCUGUGCUGGACUUGACUGGAGACCUCAAAGAGACUCUUAACAAACCCAGAAACAGCUCUGGUCGCCAGGACUCCAAAUCCACUGUGAAAAUUGCUAUCCAAGUCUCAAGCAGGAAUCACUACUGCUCUCGGUCACAGCAGCUGCUGGGACUUCAUGCAAUGAAGAGGAGACACCUGCAGUUAGCAGGCUUCAAGGUUGUAGAGCUGAGUUAUCAGGAGUGGUACCCAAUACUGAGAAAAAGCAGGGCUGAGAAGAUGGCAUAUCUGCACUGCAAAAUCUAUAACAGUCUGUCAUGAUUUGUAAACCUCUAAGAGGCAAUGGACAUCACAGAGAACACAAUUAUGAAGGCAUUUUAGCUUCUGGGAAAUCUUUUAUUUAUGAAAAUAAUGUGCAGAAUUCAGAAAAAAAUAUGCAGAUGUUUGAACCUCCAGCUAAAACAGUUGUACAUAUUUAAUCCAUGAUGUUUUUUUGUAAGGAUUUUUGUCAGUGUUUUAAAUGUGUCCUUAAGGCUUAAGCUAUGAAAAUAAGCAAAUUAAAAAGAAUUAAAUUCUUUAUUGUCCUGGUCAAGAUUGUGUUACAAUACACUGUUAUGUGUUUUUGUGGUUUGAAAUUUGAGCGUCCUGUUUAUUUUUUCUUUGCCUUCCAGAAACUCUAGUGUGAAGAAAAACCAAAGCUGUUUGUAUGUUCAAGAGCUCAGGGAGGCGUUCGCUGCUCACUUUAAAGAUUACAACAGUUAAAUUGAUGAAAGACGAAAGAAACAGAUUUGUGGUUUUAUUUUGGUGGUUCUCGACUGUGAACAUUCAUUCUCAGACCUUUAAUAAAAUUAAAAGAUUAAUAUUGCA
Molecule: messenger RNA, 3102 nt
Organism: Melanotaenia boesemani (Boeseman's rainbowfish)
Lineage: Eukaryota; Metazoa; Chordata; Actinopteri; Atheriniformes; Melanotaeniidae
Gene: fastkd5
Product: FAST kinase domain-containing protein 5, mitochondrial
Exons: 2
Coding region: 154-2556 (800 amino acids)
Biological process (GO): mitochondrial RNA processing; regulation of mitochondrial mRNA stability
Cellular component (GO): ribonucleoprotein granule; mitochondrial matrix
Molecular function (GO): RNA binding
Source: RefSeq, a predicted model, not a curated record